Erinaceus europaeus (western European hedgehog) is the source of this 4555-nucleotide messenger RNA. RefSeq names its product tripartite motif containing 9 (gene TRIM9). NCBI's taxonomy places the organism in Eukaryota, Metazoa, Chordata, Mammalia, Eulipotyphla, Erinaceidae. The transcript has 13 exons. Bases 160 to 2547 code for a protein of 795 amino acids. The record is from RefSeq and is a predicted model, not a curated record. Gene Ontology annotation, molecular function: protein binding; zinc ion binding.
ACUCAGUGCUUGGGCUGGCGACGCCGGAAGGCGCCACCGCCGCCGCCAGCACCGCUGUUGCCUCAGCUGGUCAAGGUGCUGGACACGAAAGGCUGGUCGGCCUCUUCACCCGCUAAGGCGCCCGCUGCAGCCACCGCUGCCUCUCCCCACGCGGUCCUCAUGGAAGAGAUGGAAGAAGAGUUAAAAUGCCCGGUGUGCGGCUCCUUCUAUCGGGAGCCCAUCAUCCUGCCCUGCUCUCACAAUUUAUGUCAGGCGUGCGCCCGCAACAUCCUGGUGCAAACGCCGGAGUCUGAGUCCCCUCAGAGCCGACGGGCCUCGGGCUCUGGGGUCUCUGACUAUGAUUAUCUGGACCUGGACAAGAUGAGCCUGUACAGCGAGGCGGACAGCGGCUAUGGCUCCUACGGGGGGUUUGCCAGCGCCCCCACUACCCCGUGCCAGAAAUCUCCCAACGGCGUCCGUGUGUUCCCGCCGGCUAUGCCUCCUCCGGCCACCCACCUGUCACCGGCCUUGGCCCCGGUGCCUCGCAACUCCUGUAUCACCUGCCCCCAGUGUCACCGCAGCCUCAUUUUGGAUGACCGGGGCCUCCGCGGCUUCCCCAAGAACCGCGUUCUGGAAGGAGUCAUUGACCGUUACCAGCAGAGCAAAGCAGCGGCCCUCAAGUGCCAGCUCUGCGAGAAAGCGCCCAAGGAGGCCACGGUCAUGUGCGAACAGUGCGACGUCUUCUACUGCGACCCCUGCCGCCUGCGCUGCCACCCGCCCCGGGGACCCCUGGCCAAGCACCGCCUGGUGCCUCCAGCCCAGGGCCGCGUGAGUCGAAGGCUGAGUCCCCGUAAGGUCUCCACCUGCACAGACCACGAGCUGGAGAACCACAGCAUGUACUGCGUGCAGUGCAAGAUGCCUGUGUGCUACCAGUGCUUAGAGGAGGGCAAGCACUCCAGCCAUGAAGUCAAGGCUCUCGGGGCCAUGUGGAAACUGCACAAGAGCCAACUCUCACAGGCACUGAAUGGAUUGUCUGACAGGGCCAAAGAAGCCAAGGAGUUUCUGGUGCAGCUCCGCAACAUGGUACAGCAGAUCCAGGAGAACAGUGUGGAGUUUGAGGCCUGUCUGGUGGCCCAGUGUGAUGCCCUCAUUGAUGCCCUUAACAGAAGGAAAGCCCAGCUUCUUGCCCGAGUCAACAAGGAGCAUGAACACAAGCUGAAGGUGGUUCGCGAUCAGAUCUCUCACUGCACAGUAAAAUUGCGCCAGACCACGGGUCUCAUGGAAUACUGCCUGGAGGUGAUUAAGGAAAAUGAUCCUAGUGGGUUUUUACAGAUUUCUGACGCCCUCAUAAGGAGAGUGCACCUGACUGAGGAUCAGUGGGGAAAAGGCACACUGACUCCUAGGAUGACCACUGACUUCGACUUGAGUCUGGACAACAGCCCUCUUCUGCAAUCCAUUCACCAGCUGGAUUUUGUGCAGGUGAAAGCUUCCUCUCCAGUCCCAGCAACCCCCAUCCUACAGCUGGAGGAGUGUUGCACCCACAACAACAGCGCAACACUGUCCUGGAAACAGCCACCUCUAUCUACAGUGCCUGCUGAAGGAUACAUUCUGGAGCUGGAUGAUGGCAAUGGUGGUCAGUUUCGAGAAGUAUAUGUUGGAAAGGAGACAAUGUGCACUGUGGAUGGGCUACACUUCAACAGCACAUACAACGCUCGAGUCAAGGCCUUCAACAAAACAGGAGUCAGCCAGUACAGCAAGACCCUGGUCCUCCAAACGUCUGAGGACACAGACUCAGAAGAACAGACACUCCCUUUUCCAGUGCCUUCGGAAAGAUUGCCGCUCCGUAGAAUGAGUCCUUUCUCCUCCACCCUUAAUCUACAACCCAGCUUCCCCGGGAGAUCCUACUUUGAUUUGAGAUCCUCACCCCACCAGCUGAGCUUGCAUUCUUCCUUACAGUCUCUCAAUGCACCGGGAUGCAGUUUUGAGACACAAUCUGCACCUUAUUCUCAACUAGUUGACAUUAAAAAGCUGUUGGCAGUGGCCUGGUUUGCUUUCGAUCCUGGCUCAGCGCACUCUGACAUCAUCCUCUCCAAUGACAACCUGACUGUGACCUGCAGUAGCUAUGAUGACCGGGUGGUGCUGGGGAAAACUGGCUUCUCCAGGGGUGUCCACUACUGGGAGCUAACCGUGGAUCGCUACGACAACCACCCAGACCCUGCCUUUGGAGUGGCCCGCAUGGACGUGAUGAAGGAUGUGAUGUUAGGAAAGGACGACAAAGCCUGGGCAAUGUAUGUGGACAAUAACCGGAGCUGGUUCAUGCACAACAACUCGCACACCAACAGAACUGAGGGAGGGAUCACAAAGGGGGCCACAAUUGGGGUCCUCCUCGACUUAAAUAGAAAAACUUUGACCUUUUUUAUCAACGAUGAACAGCAAGGUCCCAUUGCAUUUGAGAAUGUGGAGGGCUUGUUCUUCCCAGCAGUCAGUCUGAACAGGAAUGUGCAGGUCACUCUCCACACCGGGCUUCCAGUCCCUGACUUCUACUCCAGCAGAGCAUCAAUAGCCUAAGGACAUGCUAUGGAAGUAGCAGCUGCCUGUCCUUACCUCCACCAGACAGAGUGGCAAGGAACUCAGCCAUCACUGUAGGGAUGCCACAGAGCUGAAAGGAGAGGGAGGAGAAAAGAGAAGCUGGUCCUUCACCAUCUUCACACACCACAGUUCUGCCCCUUCCUUGUCCCAUCUCUCCACAGCUGUGAUGCUUGCAUUUGCAUCCAUGUUCAGCAAUUCUAACCAAUAAAAGACGUAGACUGCCCACCAGGCCACUCAGUUUCCACUCCCAGAUUUUGCUUUUAUUUAAACUAGUUUUUAUAUAGGUGAGUUAUAUUUUGUUUGUUUUGUGAUAAUGUUCUUGGCAAUUUACUGGCACUGCCAAGAGAAAAUUCUCCUGAUAACUCUUUUUUCCUUAUGCUUUCUGUCAAACAAAUAGAAUGUAGAGAGAGGCAAAGAAGAAAGAGCUGAAUUUGGAGCUUGUAGGUUACCUUCCAGAAUGUUCUUUUCCUGUGGUCUCUCAUGCAGUGUUAGCUCUUCACAAGUAAUAUUUGAGAGAUGGACAGUAUAAAUGUUGUAUUGGGAAAUGUCACUGUCUUUGAAGCACAAAAAUACCAGCUCCACAGAUUCACAAAGGUUCACAGUGGGGUGGGACCACUGAAACAGGCCAAAUCCCUGAUCACUGAAUGAAGCUAAACAUUCUCUAGACAUGGGCAUAAUAGAAAACUUAAUGAUUUAACUCAUUUAUUUAACACAUGUUUUUAAUUGAGAACCUACUAAGGACCAGGCACUGUUCUAGACACUGGGAACACAGUAAUUAAUAAUACAUGGUGGGUGGAGGCUCUGCCCUCCUGGAGCUUAUAUUCUUGUAGGAGAACAAACCAAAAAUAAACUAAUUAAAAUUGCUAUAAGUAUGAGAAAGGAAAUAAACAAGUGACAAAGAUUCUCAUUAGCAAGAUCUUCCAGGUCCUCUAGCAGGAUGCUAAAGAUCCACUCAUUCUGGCCUCAUCACCAGAAAUGUACCAACUCAAUGCCUUUCAACCAUGCUGUUUUAAUUAUGGUACCUGCUGCUAUUCAUCCCAAAGCCCUUCUUUGGUAGUACUGGUGUCAGCAUUCUUAUUUGUGAAUGCUGCAGUGGUACUAAGCCUUAAUAAUGGGUGUGUAAAAAAAAAAAACAUUUUUUUUAAUAUUGGCCAGAGGGAGAGAGCCCAUUCUCAAUAAUGGGGGGGGGGGGCUGUCUUGAGUUCUAGUCCACGGCAUUCAUGUUCUCAGAAUAAACAUGCUUGUCAUUAUGCAUACAUCUGUGCCUGCUAUAAGUAAAAGAAAAAUCAUUCACUAUGCUGCCAUUCACAACCCAACUUUCUGGAGUGGCUCAAAUACUAUUUGGGAGGAAUUGAAAUGGUAUGCCCUUGCUUGGACUGAUAGCAGAGUAGUAAUGCUUAUUGCUUCUGUAUAGACAUAGGCUUAUGUAAGUUACCCUUCAGAUUCUUCAGUUUGACAUAAAGUUUUAGAAAAUACAGGACCAGGAAGAAGUUCUGAUUAGUUGUCUAAAUAUUUGCCAGUGAGUCAAAAAUUCACCAUGAAAGAAAAAGUAACAUAAAAUGGAAGAAGUAGGGUGAGAAAGCUAACAAAGUUUUGGCAAACAAGUAAUAUGUGUAAAUAGCUCAUUAUUUACUUUCAUGCUUACUUAAGACUAUUUCAUUAGUUACAGUGUUUUUCUAGUUCAGUCUACCUAAUUUAUUGAAUGGGUGCUAUACUGUUUAUGUCUGUCUUGGUUUUUCUUGGCUACAGAAAACUGUUGCAGGACAACACUACUUUGAUAUUUGAUUUACUCUCCAAACGAGACUCGAUGGCUGAGCCGCUGUAGACUCAUAGUUACUCUUGCUCCUUAUUAAAUCCAUCCUGCUAACUAGAUUUCUAGUAACUUGUAACAUGUAGUUUACACUGAGAUACAAUUAUUUUUCCCUACUGUACUAGGGAAAAAACUGAUAUUUCUCGUGUACUAAUAAAGAUUUUGUUUUGAGAGAGA